AUGGGUGACGUAAUGCAUGGUGGGAGGUUCAGUUCACUGGUCGUGGAAGUUGCAGCAUUGGCGAUGAGGUAUGAGGUGUUAGGAGAGGCAGCAAGCAUGGAAUGGAUGACUGGCAAAGAAGACGUCGUUGCGUUCCUUCCACUAGGCACCACAGAACCCACAACUUCCCCAGGAACAUCGGAGGACGCGGGUCGACGUGAAGAGGAGAGAAUGGAGGUGCUCAGACGUCGCUCAUAG
Molecule: messenger RNA, 237 nt
Organism: Hydatigera taeniaeformis
Lineage: Eukaryota; Metazoa; Platyhelminthes; Cestoda; Cyclophyllidea; Taeniidae
Source: the annotation of a GenBank genome assembly